Molecule: messenger RNA, 1188 nt
Organism: Phragmites australis (common reed)
Lineage: Eukaryota; Viridiplantae; Streptophyta; Magnoliopsida; Poales; Poaceae
Product: transcription factor HEC3-like
Exons: 1
Coding region: 180-860 (226 amino acids)
Biological process (GO): regulation of DNA-templated transcription
Molecular function (GO): protein dimerization activity; DNA-binding transcription factor activity
Source: RefSeq, a predicted model, not a curated record
UCUUCACUUGCAGUUUGACAACAGCGCAGAGCUCGCAAAACCUCCAGACCGUCCCUGAAAUAGCCACUAUCUAGCUGCUCACCAAACUGCUCUCUGAUCUUACUCUUCAGCCUCAGCCAUUUCCAAGAACAAGACUCACAGGUUUUUGUAGCUAGCUAGAUAUAUCGAAACCCAAGCUCAUGGAGUUUGACCUGCUGAGUUACAGCCCGGAAGCUCAGCUUGAGCUGAUGAACACGAUGCUUCAGCUGGAGCAGCUCACUGCGCUCGACCAGUCGCUGAUGUCGCCUAUCUCACCGCCGAUAUCCCCCGUGCAAACUCCAGCAGCUCACUUCUCGCCUCCAGUAUACAUGUCGACUACCACGACUAGCACUGGUUACCCGGACCAGUACACCCCGCCUGCCGCGUACUCCGCCAGCCCCGAGCAUCAGGAUUACGUGCUGCCCCUAGGCGCCGACGCCGUGGGCGCGCUGCAGGCAGGGUCGUCGUCGGGGGACGCGAUGCGGGAGAUGAUCUUCCACAUCGCGGCGCUGCAGCCGGUGGAGAUCGACCCGGAGGCGGUGCGCCCGCCGAAGCGGCGCAACGUGCGCACCUCCAAGGACCCGCAGAGCGUGGCGGCCCGGCUGCGGCGGGAGCGCAUCAGCGAGCGCAUCCGCACCCUGCAGCGGCUCGUCCCGGGCGGCACCAAGAUGGACACGGCAUCCAUGCUGGACGAGGCCAUCCACUACGUCAAGUUCCUCAAGUCCCAGGUGCAGUCCCUCGAACGCGCCGCGGCCGCCACCCACCGCGCGGCCGCGCUCGGCGCCGCGUACCCGGCACUCCACGCGCCGUGGCAGUACGCGCUUCCCCACGGCGACAUGUAACAGACGUCUGCUCAUCACCGUCGCGCCACCGACGCGUCUGACGCCGUUGGAGGUCUCGAUCGGACGGUCUCUGCUGCUGCUGCUGUAGCUGCUGUCGUAGUGUUGUGUGUGCAUUCAGUGCAUGAUCACAUGCGUGUGUAAAGAAGUAGGAACCUCGACACAUUUAUUGUUGUCACCGCAUGCUAGCUCUUACUGCGUGGCUGCUCGAUCCAAGCUUUUGUUGGACUCGCAGCUAGCCCGUGCAUGCACGUACGUACGUGCGUACCUGCGUAGGCUGUACAUUUCCUUGUGCCUUUAUCAAUGCACAGCUUCGUUUUCGCAUGCUUCA